Molecule: messenger RNA, 384 nt
Organism: Vicia villosa (hairy vetch)
Lineage: Eukaryota; Viridiplantae; Streptophyta; Magnoliopsida; Fabales; Fabaceae
Exons: 2
Coding region: 1-384 (127 amino acids)
Source: RefSeq, a predicted model, not a curated record
AUGGAAGAGCGAGUAGAAGUGACCUUUAAUGAAGAUGGUCAACCAAUUGGUCCUAGUGAUAAACAAGGUAUCAAUGAAGAUGUAGAAAAUGAUGAUAUCAAUGAUGAAAUUCAAGAGGACGACGUAGAUAGUGAAAUUCAAGUGGACGACGUAGAUGACGAAUUUCAAGAGGACGGUGUAGGUGACGAAUUUCAAGAGGACGACACAAAUCUAGAUGAUGAAUUUCAAGAGGACAUAGAUCUAGAUGAUGAAUUUCAAGAGAACGAUAUAGAUGGUGAAUUUCGAGAGGAAGACGUAGAUGAAGAAUUCUUGGAAGAAGACAUGUGUGAUGAAUUUCAAAAAGACGAUGUGGGUGAUGAAUUCGAAGAAGAAAAACUUAAAUGA